GAUUUGAUCUGUGCUAGGGGAAGAUUGUAAGAAACUGCUUCUCUUGGCGCAGCAGUUUCAAAACACGUUUUAGUAUCGCGAAGCGACGGAAAGUAUUAGUGUUCUCGAAAUUUAGAAUAAUAAUAGCAAUUGUUUAAUAUUAACGUGGUAUAAAUUUUGUAAUAUGAGUAACUUCCACUCUCCUAUGAAAUGUAUAUCUUCCAACGCGAGAGUUUUAACGCCCAAGCCACAAGUGCAGCAGUUACUGGAUAUAAGACAAACACAGAGCAAAGCUCGCAACAGUAUUAUGUGGUUUUUUGUCAAUAGCGUGCUACUUAGCAUCAUAGUCUUUGAUAUAUUUUACGGUGGAUUCGCAUACAAACCAGUUUACUGGGUUGAGUGGUGUUUAGCAUCGAUAUUUGCUUUGAACGCUCUAUACCACAUUAUACAAUAUACUUGGGCUACCCUGAGCUUGAAGCCGAUCGCACUUAGUUCCAAACAAAGGCCACUUUUAGGAAUCUCGGAAGAUGAUCCUUUGUUCAAGGACGAGGUGCCUCAGAAACAGACGACUCCGGAGCCAAGUCCUUCGUUGAAUUUGUCCUGCAUAAAUCUUAGUAGACGUUCAACAACUCUUGGAUCUUCGGUAUUGAGUGACAUUAAGGAUUAUUCUGCAUCAGUCCCCUUUUUUAAAUAUAGUAAUUUCACAUCUUCUAAAACGACUGUGAGCUCCAAUGGAUCACUGAGCAGAUCUAUGAAUGUUUCUUUAAAUGGUAGUUUGACAAAUGAAGAUCUUAUUCAGGAUGAAUGCGAACUUGAGAAUUAUCUUAAAGAGGUUGAACAGCAAAGGAAAUGUGUAUUGUCUACAAAUGUCGAUCAACCCUCUAAUCUCUUAAGUUCUUUCUGGUCUCAUCCUGCUACUCGAAGUCCUGGUGAGGUGUCACCACUAUUAAGAAGAUGCGCUUAUCAGCUUGCACCUACCAUGGAUAAAACAAAAGCGACCAGCCCUGCUGAGGAAGGAAGUUCUCCUAGAGGCACAUUUGGUGCAUUAGAUGUAUGGAGAAAGUACAGAAUUGAUUCCAACAAAGUUAAUGAAUGGACUGCCAAUCUCCGGAUGUGGAUCAGCAAGACAGUUGUCGAACGUGUGGCUUUGGAAAUAGACAAUAUAUGUGCUACAUUAGUACGACAUGGCUUGAGCGACUCGCAGCCAGGCCAUGUAGGACUGGAUAGACUCAGGAAACUCGCACAAGCCCAAUUUCUGGUAUGUGUGAUUCCUACUCUGCCUACGUUGGUUCCCUUUCUGGAACUCUGUAACAAUCAGGAGUAUCUCGUAAAGAGAAUAAAGACACUUGCAAAAGGAGGAUCCAUGAGUGAAUUUAAAUGGAAUGGUGGUGGGUCUCACAAUGGUAAAGAGUGGGACUCUAGCUUGCCAACGGAUUCCGCAAUAAUAAUGCAUUUAAUUUCGACCUACAUGGACACACAGUUAGAAGCGCCUUUGGAUCAACCGGACGCCAGACCGUUUACAUCGAGAUAUAUGGCGAGAUCUGGCAUGGAAUUGCCGCGAAACAAAGGCCCGAUAAUAGUUUGUCAAUCCAUAAAUCCACCACACUACAGUCUAGCUUUGUCUGGCGAUUCUUUGCCGAGCGAUUACGAGGAAGUGCAACGGGGACGUAACAAUUUGUUCCAUACGCUUUUGCUCUUCUUGUACAUAGUUAAGACUCGAGAUCAUGGCAUGUUAGGACGAGUUAAUGCAGGAUCAUCUGGAAUCAAUAUAUUGUGGGUGAUAGACGGUUGAAACAAAACUGAUUUUCUUAGGUGCUGCCUAAUGAAAAUGAAAAAACAAAGAUUAUAAGCAUUAUACAAUGGAUUCAAAUUUGAAUUCACAAGACUGUAAUUAACUUUUUUUCUACAUUUUGUAUUAUUUGUAGUGUUGAUUUAAUAAAUGCGACUGAAUAAAACUAAAAUGUUUAAUCUAGGAAGGUUGGUUACACUGAAUACUUGAAUACUAUUUCUCGUGACGGCUAUAUUGAAAAAUAAUAUGAAUUAUGAUUUAUAAAAGUUUUAUCAGUGUGAUUUUUCACUUAACAAAAAUCAACCUGUGUAUCUUACUAAAAUUUUUUCAAGAUUGUCUCGUCAAUUAAACAUGGAUAACAGCUCAAAAGAAAAUUUGUAUGUAUAUAUUUAUGUGUGUGUGUGUGUAUAUGUGUGUGUGUGUAUAUGUGUGUGUGUGUGUGUGUAUUUGUGUGUGUGUGUAUGUGUAUAUAUAUAUAUAUAUAUAUAUAUAUAUAUAUAUAAUGUUCCAUUUUUUCAAACUGAAGAAUGUAUAUAGCUAUGUAGAAUUAUAAAUUCUAUAUAAAUACGUAUACUGCAUUUGAAAUAUUUCGUUAGUUACAAUUAUUACAAGAUCAAUUUAUCCAUGCACAGAGAUUUCCAUUUCGACCCUUGUUAUAUAUCUGACAAGAAACAUAUAUAUAUAUAAAAAAAAUAUUGUAUUCAUUGAAUUUCUCUUUCUCAUUGCUACAUUAUUGAAACAUAUUCGAUGUGAUAAAUUAAGUCGUACUUAAAAGACAUUCUAUAAUUUAUUGUAUUAUUCUUUGGAUGCAUUGUAAAAUUACAAAGAAUUCUUUCAGCUCAAACCAAUAUGUACAAUAAAAGCAUAUCGAUACAA
Solenopsis invicta (red fire ant) is the source of this 2644-nucleotide messenger RNA. RefSeq names its product transmembrane protein 209. NCBI's taxonomy places the organism in Eukaryota, Metazoa, Arthropoda, Insecta, Hymenoptera, Formicidae. The record is from RefSeq and is a predicted model, not a curated record. Bases 164 to 1771 code for a protein of 535 amino acids. The transcript has 8 exons. Gene Ontology annotation, cellular component: membrane.